This is a messenger RNA of Fusarium graminearum PH-1, 3273 nucleotides long. RefSeq lists its product as uncharacterized. Gene Ontology annotation, molecular function: protein binding. Lineage: Eukaryota; Fungi; Ascomycota; Sordariomycetes; Hypocreales; Nectriaceae. The transcript is spliced from 7 exons. Bases 1 to 3273 code for a protein of 1090 amino acids. The record is from RefSeq and is a predicted model, not a curated record.
AUGCUAUCAUCGUUGCGCCGGGUCUUCCGCACCAAGUCUAGCCUCGAAUCCAAGACUAAAGAGAAGCCAGCUUCUGAGACAUCGCAGAACCCUUUAGAUCGAAAGCGAACGACAUAUCUUUACUCUGGUGUACAUAUUCUACAUAAGUCCGAAAACGAUGAUGUUGAUAUCGUAUUUGUUCAUGGACUCAAAGGAGAUUGUUAUAAGACCUGGAAAGCUGGAAAUGCAACUGAACCAUGGCCGAAAACACUGCUUCCACUCGAGCUAGGAACUGCUCGAGUUCUGACUUACUCUUAUGAUUCGACUGUUACGGGUAAAGGAGAUGUUCCCUCCCAGAACCGAAUCUCAAAUCAUGCACAAAAUCUAUUAGCGGCUCUUGCUACGCUUCGACAAAAUGAUGAUACAGCACUUGUCAUGGCACAUGAGCGGGCUCAGCAACACCUAGAAGACAUAGCUAAUUUUACAAGAGGUGUUAUUUUUCUCGGGACACCGCACCGCGGAUCCAGCCUUGCCAAAAUAGGAGAACUAGUCUCACGCUCUUAUGGAAUGAUCAAAGAAACCAAUACCGACAUCGUGAGAGUUCUCACGGAAGACUCCGAAGUCCGAGCUCGAAUCCAAGACAGCUUUCUAUCACUUAUCAAGAUGCGGAGCAAGAAUGAGGCAAGUAUGAUUGACAUCACUUGUUUCUACGAAGAAUUGCCCACCAAGAGACUUGGUCUUAUCGUUCCCAAACACUCCGCUAUACUACCUGGCUAUACCGCUAUAGCCAUACAUCGAAACCAUGCUGAGAUGACAAAGUUCUCCAGUUCUGACGAACCUGGGUUCCAAUAUGUCUCUGGUGAGCUGAAGCGUUGGAUGAAAAGAAUACAGCAGAACCCGAGCAAGUUCCAAAAGCAGGCCGUCGCGCAUUUCAUGGUUCCAUAUACGCACAAUGCAGACUUUGUGGGACGUGCUGAGAUUCUCGAACUGCUGAAGAGUCAACUCGCUUGUCUAGAUACUGCAUCACAUAACACGGAACAUCGAAGAGCUGCACUCUACGGUCUUGGCGGAGUCGGGAAAACUCAGGUCGCCAUCGCUUACUCAUAUUGGCUUCAAGGAGUUUCCAAAGACACGUCAAUAUUUUGGAUUCAUGCUAGCAGUGCAGAGCGGUUUUCUGAAGGCUAUGCCAACAUUGCAAAACAGUGCAAUAUUCCCGGCUACCGAGAUUCAGGCUUCGAUGCUUUAACAUCAGUCAGGGACUGGUUGGAGAGCAAAGAUAGCGGAAAAUGGAUGAUAAUCAUCGAUAACGCCGACGAUAUGCAGAUGUUUGUUCCACAGACAGAAGAUACGACUAAAGAUCGUAGCUUGGGCCAGUUCAUACCCGAUUGCGCAAACGGCACUGUCCUAAUCACAACCAGAAAUAUGCAAGUGGGCUCAAGACUUACAAAGGGGAAACACCCGAUCGAAGUAGGCAAGAUGGAUGAGCACGAAUCGACACAACUUUUACGUCGAGGGUUGCAAUAUGGAGAUGAGACAUUAAUGGAUCUGCUACAACUUUCAUCCCGCUUGGAGUUCCUCCCUCUUGCGCUGGUACAAGCUGCUGCAUUCAUACGAGAGAAUUGCAUCCCUGUCAGCGAAUACCUCGAGCUCCUUAACGGAAGCGAGAAUGAUGUCGUGGAGCUACUGAGCGAAGAGUUUGAAGUUGGAGGCAGAGACUCAGAUACUCCUCGACCCGUCGCCCAGACUUGGAUGUUAUCCUUUCAACAAAUCAAGCGCAGAUAUCCAUUUGCCGGCGAAGUUCUUUCUUUGAUGAGUUGGUUUGAUCGCCAAGCAAUACCUUUGGAGUUUCUCGAGUUUUACGGCGAAGGAAAAAAGCGUGCAGAGUCGAACAUCAGGAUGCAGCUUGUUAAAGCGUUGGGACUCCUCAAGGCCUUCUGCUUCGUUCGGACUGAGCUGGGUGGCAAUUAUAACAUGCAUCGCCUCGUCCAGCUGGUUACGAGAACUUGGUUGACGCGAGAGGGUACCGUGACUGUGUUCGCAAGGGAAGCCUUACUAGCCGUGUCUGAGUUCUACCCGUAUGGUACUUUUGAAGACAUAGAUACCUGCACAAUCUAUCUUGCGCAUGCGACGUCAGCCCUGCGAGCGCCGAUGACCGAAUCAGAAGAAGACAGACUGCUCAGGGCAUCGAUUCUACACAGACUGGGGGGAUACUACCUGUACCAGGGUCGAUACAACGAAGCAGAGAAGCUUCAGGAAGAAUCAAUUGCCAUACGAACGGAAUUGCUAGAGGAGGACCACCCGGAGACUCUCGUUGUUAUGUCAGAUCUUGCAGCUACGCUGUGUGACCAAUACAGACUCGACGAGGCCGAGGUGCUGGAGGUUCGCAUAAUGGAGACAUGGAAGCGUACUCGUGGAGAAGAGCAUUACCAAACUCUGGAUGCCAUGAGCAACUUGGCUGUUACAUUAAGCAGUCAAGGACGCCCAGGGGAAGCAGAAGCCCUGAAUCGGCAUGUGAUGGAAGUGCGGAAACGCAUUCUUGGUGAGGAACAUCCUGAUACACUCAUCAGUAUGAACAACCUAUCAAAGACAUUGCUCGACCAAGAACGACCCGAAGAAGCAAUCGGCAUACACAGGCACGUUUUGGAGGUCCAGAAGAGGAUUCAGGGACCUGAGCAUCCUGAUGCCCUGCUAAGCAUGGGCAAUCUUGCACGGUCUCUGUUCUCUCAAGGGGAUCUUGGCGAGACGGAGGAAUUACAAAAGGAAGUUAUGGAUAUGACAAAACGAGUACUGGGGGAAGAACAUCCAAUGACGCUCUUGAGCAUGCAGAAUCUUGCGGAUACAUGGAGGUGUAUGGGCGAGUUUUGUGAUCCGGCCAUGUCUAUCAGAAUCGAGGUGAUCGGCGAUGCUCUGGCUUUGUAUAAAGAAUGCGCUCGACUGCGUGAACAGCUUCUUGGACCUGGGCAUGCAGAUACGCAAGAGACUUACGCUGUUUUGGAAGUAUGCCAGGAAUUACUCGAUCGCGCCAUAAAGGAGUUGAAUGCUGCUUCCACAGAGCAAAGGAGAAGCAAAAGGCAAAAACAUACAACAGCGGGGAUUCGCUGGUCGUCACCGACCCAACUACUAAUCCGCCCCUUACCAGCUUAUCUAUGGGAGAGCGGACGGGAUCCCGAGUUCUCUGAUAGGUAUGGUCCCACAUUGCUCUGCGCUUGUAGCAUCCCUUCUUGGUGCUUCGUCUUGCUCUUAAACACUCCAGAUUACUCUGGCGAUGAGGUUGGAACUGAGCUCAUAUUCUAA